AUGCUUCGCCCUUCGCGACGAACGUGGGCGUGUCGCAAAUGGCUGCACCCGCGAUACCAGAGCCGGGCCCUCGCGAGCGCCGCAUCGCCCUCACCCUCGUCGUUCGAAUAUAUUCCCGCAAACCACAGUGCACCACGCAAAACCGACGAUGAUAAGACUUUGCGGAGCGUAUUCGACUCACAGCCGUUUUGGAAUGAGUUCUCCCAGCAGCGCUCUGCGGCCCCUAGACGGGCUGGGCUAGUCCAGAACCAAUACCUGGCGAGCCCCGAAGGCUUCAUGACAUUUGCAAAUGUCUCGCUACAAAGGUGUCAGGCUAUUGUUGCCAAAGUCCUCGCUGCCUCGACGGUGGAAGAAUACAGGGCCCUGGCACGGGACCUUGACCGGCUCAGCGAUCUUUUGUGUCGCGUUAUCGACCUAUCGGACUUUAUUCGAACGAUUCAUCCGGAGCCUCGGAUACAAGAAGCAGCCACGCAGGCGUGGGCUCUCAUGUUUGAGUACAUGAACGUUUUGAACACGACGACAGGGCUGCAUGAACAGCUCAAUAAGGCCCUGAACAACCCCGAUGUGACAUCACACUGGACUGAGGGCGAGACAAUCGUGGCUCAAAUCCUCAACAAAGAUUUCUCUAACUCUGCAAUCCAUAUGCCCCCAAAUGUACGACAGCGUUUCGUGAAUUUGUCCAACGAUGUGAGUCAGUUGGGUUCUGAUUUCAUGAACGGCGCGGAGCCCGCUCGGUCCCAGGUCACAUUCCCUGCGAACGCUCUCCAGGGAUUGGAUCCGAUUGUUGUCUCUAAAAUCAAGAGAUGGAACAAGAAAGCACCAGUCCCUACUAUGGGAAUCGUUCCUCGGCUCGCCCUGCGCUCAGUCCAUGAUGAGAACGUUCGCAAGGAAAUAUAUCUCGCAACUCGCACCUCUGGCAAGCGCCAACUUGAAAGACUAGAAGAGCUUCUGGCUAAGAGGGCAGAGCUUGCACAGCUGACAGGCUACAGUAGCUUCGCGCACAUGACACUAGGUGACAAAAUGGCGAAGACACCUGAAGCAGUGUCGAACUUCUUGACCUCGCUUAUCUCCAGUAACCAGGGACCAGUUCGCGAAGAAUUGUCUAAGCUUCAAUCUUUGAAGGGUGGUGCGGCUUUGCAGCCUUGGGAUCAUGCAUACUACGUCCAUAAACGUGUUCUGGAGUAUACCCAAGCCCGGCGCUCUCGUCACUCGGGUGUUAUCAAUGAGUACUUCUCUUUAGGCACAGUCAUGCAGGGUCUUUCUAGACUGUUUGACCGCCUCUAUGGCGUCCGUCUUGUGCCACACGAAGCCUCUCCCGGCGAAACCUGGCAUCCAGAUGUCCGUCGAUUGGACGUGGUGGACGAAUCCGAAAGACACAUUGCUGUCGUCUACUGUGACUUAUUUACACGUCCUAGCAAGCACCCCAACCCGGCUCACUUUACUCUGCGCUGCUCCCGUGAGAUCUCUGCCGAGGAGGUCGCUGAGUGCGCCUCGAUGAACCAAUCCGCACACCCGAACGACGGCAUGGCCACCGGUGUUGAUCCACAGACCAAAACCUUGCGCCAGCUGCCCACGAUCGCUCUCGUGUGUGACUUCCAAGAGCCUCAGGCUAGUGGUAGUGGCCAGCCAACACUACUCAACGAGCAGAGCGUUCGCACUCUAUUCCACGAGAUGGGCCAUGCGGUCCACUCGAUUCUCGGCCAAACGCCUCUCCAGUCAAUUUCUGGAACCCGGUGCGCCACGGACUUCGCCGAACUUCCUUCCGUGUUGAUGGAGAGUUUCGCGACUGCGCCAGAAGUUUUAUCUCUGUACGCGCGUCACUGGAGAACCGACGAGCCCCUAUCAGAGAGUAUGAUGCGCAGCAUGGAGCUUGAUCGCACCGCCCACGGCUCUAUCUACGGCGCUGUCGAGAACGAAGCGCAAAUCCUGAUGGCGCUCGUUGACCAGGCCUACCACACUAUUCCUGCUGAAAUCAGCUCGGCUGGGAUUGACUCCACUGACAUCUACCACCGAGUGUUCUCUCAGCACUCCAGUCUCCCUGAUCCCGCCAAUGUCCAACCUCGCACCUCGUGGCAGGGCUUUUUCGGACACCUGUACGGCUACGGUGCUACAUACUACAGCUACAUCUUUGACCGUGCGAUUGCCAAUAAACUCUGGCAGGAUGUCUUCCAGUCCGGUCAGGCAGCCACUGAUCGCGCCGCCGGCGAGCGAUACAAGAACGAAGUCCUCCGCUGGGGUGGUGGUCGUAAUGGCUGGCAGUGUGUGGCCGGAGUGCUGGGCAGCAGUAACCCCUCCAAUGCCAAUGGGCGUCUGGCUGAAGGCGGCGACGAAGGCAUGCGGGAGGUUGGUCGCUGGGGCCUCGGGCGCGAGGGCAUGUCUGGUUAA
This is a messenger RNA of Penicillium olsonii, 2385 nucleotides long. Lineage: Eukaryota; Fungi; Ascomycota; Eurotiomycetes; Eurotiales; Aspergillaceae. The record is from the annotation of a GenBank genome assembly.